CUAUGGUGAAUUUAGACAGCUGCCAGACGUCAGUUGAGAAAUUUAGAUUAUACAAUUUAUAACCUAAAAAUUACUAAAAUAAAUUUUCGCAUUGGUUUUGAAUACAAUUUAUAGUAUAAUGAAUUCUUCACUUAUCGGAAAUGUGUUUCGAAAUAUUCCAAUACUUUACCUUCGCUCACAAAAUUGCAUAAACGCUGCCGCUGCCCCUGUAAUUAGAAGAUAUAUACACACAACAAACCAAAUGCAGGACUUGAUGGAUUUUUUUGACAAUAAGAAAAAUUGGAACGAAAAUAACAUAAGAGUUGGAAGAUCUUGGAGACUAGAUGAGUUGAGAAUAAAAUCUAAUUCAGAUUUACACAAAUUGUGGUUUGUAUUAUUAAAGGAACGUAACAUGUUGUACACUAUGGAAGAAGAAUACAAACAGAAAAUGCACUCGUUUCCGAAUCCUGAAAGAAUUGAUAAGGUCCAAGAGUCCAUGGACAAUAUUGAAACAGUAAUCCGAGAACGCAAUGUCGCUUAUUACAAACUCGAAACAGGUGAAACUGGUGAGAGACCUGUUGAGGAUGUUGUAAACCUUAUAGGCUUAGAAGAGAAAUAUCAACCAUCCGAAUACCACCUACCACAAUUUAUGAACACACGUUGGGUUAAGCCAUAUUUAGACCAUGGUUUCAUUAAUAGCAUGGCAGUAAAGAAGUUCAGAAGGUUGUACAGUGAGAAAUUACGAAACGAAGAGAGAAAAGCUCGCAACAGGGAUUUUAAUCAUGUGCAGCAUUUGUUGAAACGGUUCCCCAAUAUAGACAUGGAAACAUUGAAAGCUCAGUAUCCUACUGUGGAUCUUGAGAAAGCAAAACGCAGUAAGAAGUCACGAGGACAUUUUGCCCCUAGGUUUUAGAAAAUAAAAACUUAUGUAGAAA
Molecule: messenger RNA, 914 nt
Organism: Manduca sexta (tobacco hornworm)
Lineage: Eukaryota; Metazoa; Arthropoda; Insecta; Lepidoptera; Sphingidae
Gene: mRpL47
Product: 39S ribosomal protein L47, mitochondrial
Exons: 1
Coding region: 119-892 (257 amino acids)
Biological process (GO): mitochondrial translation
Cellular component (GO): mitochondrial ribosome; mitochondrial large ribosomal subunit
Molecular function (GO): structural constituent of ribosome
Source: RefSeq, a predicted model, not a curated record